AUGAGCUACGACAGCGAAAGCAAUGAAGAAGAUAAAUCCAAUCAAAUAGGCCUAAAUUUCCCUGAACAGAACUCUGUUGAUCUAGAUUCUGAAACUUUUUUUAUUCAAGAGUCCCUUGUCCAUCACCACAUUGCGACUUAUCAAAUUCCUCCUCAAUGAGACCCAAGAGACUUCGAAAAUAUUGACUUAGAGGGCAUUUGUGUUGAUGAAGCGAGCUCAUACUUUGAGUAUAGCAAUAAGAGUUCUGUAUCAAAUAGCCAGAGCCAAGAAGAAAAUGCGUAUGAAGGGCAAAUAUUGGGGGCCGUAGAUCUAACACCUACUGCUAUGGUUCCAGAAAAAAAAAGAAGAAGGCUUGGGCCAGACAGCCUCGUCCUAGGGCAGUUCAAAAGAAAAAGGCAAGGAGAAAGGCCAAAAAAAGAGUAAAAUGGUUUAUGUUGAAAAAUAAAAAAUUUCCAAUAAUGAUAUCCUAUACAAAAUUCAAUAAAAACUGUAUAUGUAAGGUUGCGUGUUCUUAGAGGUCACAAAAGAGCUAAUAGGGAAAUUAUCCAAGGUCAAAUUCCUAAAAAGGGCUUGCAUGCUUUUGUCUCUAGAAAUGGUAUGUGUCUAGAUAUAUGAAAUGUUUUAAGAGCGAUCUGCCUACGGAACAUUUCAACAAUCAGCGAAAGCUGUAAAACAGAAAAUGGCCCAAAAACUGACGGCAGAGCAAAAAGAGCAAAUGUCUCUAGCAGUGAUGCCAACAGCUGCAAUAAUAAAUUUUGUAUAUUUUACUUCUCAAUAGAAGGAAUUCUUGAAUCUUAUUUCUGGUACAUAGAACUUAUUUUUGCUGAAGCAAACCCUAGCUUGCUGUGCAAUAGAUUUAAAAUGCUUUGUUGUGCUCCAGAUGGUAAGCAUUCAGAGCUAUGCGUUAAGAAAUGGCAGAGCUUGCAUUACUAUUUGAAUAAAUAUAUGAUUCGAGACCUUAAAGAAGUUACACCUUGAUUUCCUCCAGAAUACUGACAAGAAGAUACAAUUAUUGAAGAUCUUAUAAAAAAAGAAAGCGAGAGAAAUCGGCCAAAGGCUGAAAAUGAGGAAAUUCUUAACGACUACACCAGAUAA
This is a messenger RNA of Blepharisma stoltei, 1095 nucleotides long. The record is from the annotation of a GenBank genome assembly. Lineage: Eukaryota; Ciliophora; Heterotrichea; Heterotrichida; Blepharismidae.